GAUAAGAAGCAGCAAUGCAGCGGAGACAGGGAAGAGUUAACGCUGGGCUGCUCUUGCUGCUUUAUCAAAUUUCUCAAAUUGGACUCCAGAACAUUCCUUCUGUUACCCUUGGGGUGCUCAUACUGAACGUUUUCCUCUUCCUGAACCCUCUGAAGCCGCUCUCUGAGGUCUGCAUCAGUGUAAAUGAAGGCUUCCACAGACGGGACUGGCAGCGCUUGUUGCUUUCUCCUAUUCACCAUGCAGAUGACUGGCACUUAUAUUAUAACAUGGUUUCCAUGCUGUGGAAGGGGAUCAUGCUGGAAAGAAAGCUUGGGAGCACAUGGUUUGCCUACAUAAUUGUGGUAUUUUCAGUGCUGGUUGGAGUUGUGUAUAUGGUGCUGGAGUUCAUGCUUGUGAAGAUCAUGGAUGAUCCUUCGUACGAAUUCAGUUGUGCCGUAGGAUUUUCAGGAGUCUUGUUUGCUUUGAAAGUCCUCAACAAUUACUACAACCCAGGAAGAGUCAGCAGUGUUCUUGGGUUCCGGAUACCUAGUAAAUAUGCUUGUUGGGUGGAGCUGGUGGCUAUUCAUUUGAUCUCCCCAGGGACUUCUUUUGCUGGGCAUCUGGCGGGGAUUCUUGUUGGACUGAUGUACACUAUGGGACCUCUGAGAAAGGUCAUGAAAGCCUGUGCAGGUGGUUUUCCUUCAUUUACUGACCCAGCCAGGCCUAGGGACUACUAUUACUCAGAGUACUCUGGCUAUGGAGGUUACCAGUACGGAACACCGGGCAGCUAUUACGAUUACACCGGGGGGCUCACUGAAGAGGAGCAGCUCGAGAGGGCAGUGCUGAACAGUCUCCGUGAGAGAGGUUCUGCUGGAGCAACGCAUCGUAACGAGCGGCGGCCCUACGGCUUUUGGUUCCCCCCUGAGCGGCAUUCAGAGGAGGAGAUCCGAAGGCAAAGGCUUCGUAGGUUUGAGAGAUGUUGAAAUGGCAGAGGCUGAUGUGGAAUGCAAAGUGCUCUUCAGAGUCACCAAAAUAUUUGUAGAUUUAUAUUUGUAAUAUGCAGAUUUAUUGUAUAGUUUUCCAGGUUUUUUACUACUGAUGGCAAAACCACAGAAAACUUUG
Molecule: messenger RNA, 1101 nt
Organism: Dryobates pubescens (Downy woodpecker)
Lineage: Eukaryota; Metazoa; Chordata; Aves; Piciformes; Picidae
Gene: RHBDD1
Product: rhomboid domain containing 1
Exons: 6
Coding region: 15-962 (315 amino acids)
Cellular component (GO): membrane
Molecular function (GO): serine-type endopeptidase activity
Source: RefSeq, a predicted model, not a curated record